This is a messenger RNA of Moneuplotes crassus, 1787 nucleotides long. The record is from the annotation of a GenBank genome assembly. Lineage: Eukaryota; Ciliophora; Spirotrichea; Euplotida; Euplotidae.
AAAAAUGUUCUUCAAGUGCCUAAAAGAUGGCUGAAACCGCACGUUCUCUGAAAAGAAAGAACGAAACGAUCAUUUCCGUGAGCAUGAAAAAGGCUCAAGACCUUUCCAGUGCAGCAAAUGAGGUCAAUGCUUCACUCAAAUAAGUUCUUUGCAAAAACAUGGAAGAGUGCAUGACAAGAGGAAACCUUAUUUGUGCAAGUACGACAAUUGAGGCAUGGCCUUUACACAGGCUUCCAAUCUAAUCAGACAUGAAAGAAUACAUACAGGUGUUAAGCCUUACAAGUGUGAUAGAUGUGACAAGUCCUUUGCUUCUUCAAGCAAUCUGAAGCAACAUAAGGAGAUACAUCAGAGCGAAAGUAAUAGGCAGAGAUUUGUGUGUCCCAUUGAGACUUGUGGGAAGAUAUACCUUUACUUCAGCUCUCUGAAGAAGCAUCUGUCUAAGAAUCAUAAUGAGUAUUAUCGCUCAACCUUUAAUCAGACAACUAAGACCGAAAUCCAGUUUUUGAAGAAGAUGACCACUCAGAAUGUUGGAGGUGCAGAAUCUGAUAAGGACUCACUGGAGUCUGAAAGAAAUCUUCAAAAUUUACCUCCACCAAGGAAAAACGCCCUGCGCAAGAGGAAGGCCAAAUAACGAAGCUCUUAAAAAAUUGCAACAAAAGAGCGACAAUAGCGAGUCCAGCAGCUUUGACUCAAAUGAAGAAGAUAAACAACCCCUUAUCGAAUCUGAACAUGGAUAUGAUAGCCAAAAGUCUACUAAAAGAUUCAAGAUUACUGAGGAAAAAGAAAUGUCAUUAGAAUCUCAGAAAAGCAACAAGGAGAACAUAAUCAACUCUGCAGACAUCAAGGAAAGGAUUGAUAGACUCCAGAUGUCUAAUCCAAGCCUCAGGAAGAACUUCAGUAAACUUGAAAGAAAUAUGCAAAAACUGUCUUCUCCCUCUGAAAAUAAGGAGACUCGAACUCAAAAACAAGAAAUACCAGCUGUUAUUCAGCAUCCACAGUGUACAGAUCAAAUUAUGGGUGAAGAUGAUUUCUCCCGCCUUCCUACAAAUGAGUCUCUCAGAAAUGCUGUUCAAGACCAAAGCAAGAGAGAUGAGAAUCUCCAAAAGUCGCUACUUCAGUAUAUUCUCCUAGAUUUGAUGGCUAAUCAAACACCUCAAAAUAUUAAUCUCACUGACGUUUCUCCUCAGAUAGAGAUGAUGCUUAAAAGUCAUAUUCUCAAGAAUUUAUGGAUAAAUGCAUUCAAGAGAUUCCUGUAUGUCUCAAAGGACGCUCUUAGAGAUAAUCUGUGCAAUUUACUGACAAAUCCAGGUACUCCUAGAUCUGGUAUACCAACACUUCCUGCUAGCCAGCUUGAGAAGAGAAAGAAAUCUGACUUACUCUCCAACGGUACUAAAGAGUCGGAUAAAAACCGCAAGAAUUCUGCCUCAUUCCCUAUUAAAUCAGCGAAUGACUGCCUAAUGAGCGGAGGUAUUUAUUCUUCGCCCAAGAAAGAUGUCAAUAAUGAUGAUCAGAGAAGUAGUUAUUCUCAAAACCAUGAAGUUUCCGGCAGUUGGAAUCCAAAAGAGGAGGAAAAGCACUAAGAAUGCUACUAUUUCCUCCUAUGGCACGCCUCACUAGCGAUUUAGUAUAAUUUCAUUAUGCUAACAUGUCUUUUCUACCAUUAGGCCUCCUGAAGGUGGAUCUGAUAUGUGUCUAAGUCUUAUGCCAUAUUGAUUUUCUGCAAUUGCAGUCAAAAUCUUUUUCAUAUGAAUCUUACUCUCAUUUUAUUUCUAUUGAUUUAAAUUCAU